AAAUAAAAGGUUGAUUAGUUAAGCAUCGCGAGAAGAUUUGUCGGGUCUCUAAUAACCACCACCUCAUCUCUUCACUUGUGCACUUCUUUACUACACAUCCACAUAUCGACUAUACAUACACGUAUAGAUACACACACAUCUAGGUUUUGAUCAGAUCCGCAGAGUCGAGAUCUGAAGCUGUUGAUCUGAUCUAUCGAUUUUAUCUGAAUCUGAGAAGAUGCCUUCUGUGUAUGGGGAUCGAUUAACUACGUUCGAAGACUCCGAGAAGGAGAGCGAGUACGGUUACGUCCGUAAGGUAUCCGGACCAGUUGUUGUUGCUGAUGGAAUGGGAGGGGCGGCUAUGUAUGAACUUGUUCGUGUUGGACAUGACAAUCUUAUUGGAGAAAUUAUUCGUUUGGAAGGAGAUUCUGCUACAAUCCAAGUUUACGAAGAAACAGCUGGGUUGAUGGUGAAUGAUCCUGUCCUUAGGACACACAAGCCCCUAUCUGUGGAGUUGGGUCCUGGAAUUCUGGGAAAUAUCUUUGAUGGUAUUCAGAGACCUUUGAAGACCAUUGCUAAGAGAUCAGGUGAUGUCUAUAUCCCUCGUGGUGUCUCGGUACCAGCCCUUGACAAAGACACACUAUGGGAAUUUCAGCCUAAAAAAAUAGGUGAAGGGGACCUUCUUACAGGUGGAGAUUUAUAUGCUACGGUCUUUGAGAAUAGUUUAAUGCAACAUCAUGUUGCUCUGCCUCCUGAUGCCAUGGGAAAGAUAACAUAUGUUGCUCCAGCUGGUCAAUAUUCACUAAAGGAUACAGUUUUGGAGCUUGAAUUUCAAGGCGUCAAGAAGCAAUUUACUAUGCUUCAGACUUGGCCCGUACGAACUCCCAGGCCUGUUGCAUCAAAGCUUGCCGCUGACACUCCUCUUCUCACAGGACAGCGUGUACUUGAUGCCCUUUUUCCAUCUGUGCUUGGGGGAACUUGUGCAAUUCCUGGUGCAUUUGGUUGUGGAAAAACAGUCAUUAGUCAAGCUCUUUCCAAGUAUUCCAAUUCUGACACUGUGGUUUAUGUUGGUUGCGGGGAAAGAGGAAAUGAAAUGGCAGAGGUCCUUAUGGAUUUUCCUCAAUUGACAAUGACUCUCCCUGAUGGCCGUGAAGAGUCUGUCAUGAAACGUACUACUCUCGUGGCCAACACUUCAAACAUGCCUGUGGCUGCUCGCGAGGCUUCAAUUUAUACAGGAAUCACUAUAGCAGAAUACUUCAGAGAUAUGGGUUACAAUGUUAGUAUGAUGGCAGAUUCAACAUCCCGGUGGGCAGAAGCUCUAAGAGAAAUUUCAGGGCGAUUGGCAGAAAUGCCUGCUGAUAGUGGGUAUCCUGCUUACUUGGCAGCUCGUUUAGCCUCCUUCUAUGAGCGUGCUGGUAAGGUGAAGUGCCUUGGUGGACCAGAACGUAACGGUAGUGUUACUAUCGUUGGUGCUGUUUCACCUCCAGGAGGAGAUUUUUCUGACCCUGUUACAUCUGCCACACUCAGCAUCGUUCAGGUCUUUUGGGGUUUAGACAAAAAGUUGGCACAGAGGAAACAUUUUCCUUCUGUGAACUGGCUCAUCUCCUAUUCAAAGUAUUCAACAGCAUUGGAGUCCUUCUAUGAGAAAUUUGAUUCAGACUUUAUCGACAUCAGGACAAAAGCUCGUGAGGUUUUGCAGAGGGAAGAUGAUCUGAAUGAAAUUGUCCAGCUGGUUGGGAAGGAUGCUCUAGCAGAAACAGAUAAAAUUACCUUAGAGACUGCAAAGCUUUUAAGGGAGGAUUAUCUUGCCCAGAAUGCAUUUACUCCAUAUGACAAAUUUUGUCCUUUUUACAAGUCUGUCUGGAUGAUGCGCAAUAUUAUCCAUUUUUACAAUCUGGCCAAUCAGGCUGUGGAGCGAGGAGCUGGUAUGGAUGGCCAGAAGAUAAGUUAUACCCUUAUCAAGCAUCGUCUAGGGGAUCUUUUCUAUCGCCUGGUUUCUCAGAAAUUUGAGGACCCCGCUGAAGGUGAGGAUGUACUUGUAGGGAAGUUCAAGAAACUUCAUGAUGAUCUUACAUCUGGUUUCCGGAAUCUGGAGGAUGAGACACGAUGAUUGAACAUGUUAGGAUAAUGGUUACAUUCCUUGAGAGGUGAUUAUGAUAUGUAUGCAGCGAAGAUGAAAUAUUGUAUUAUUUAGUUUUGUUUUUGAGCCAGCCUGCACUAUUCAAUAAUUGAUCCUUAUUUUAUCUUGAAAGGGGCAUCAGGGAGGGUUAGCCCAGGAUUACCUACUUUCCUGUUCACUGCCAUAGCUGAAAAGGAAUGCUAGGCAUAUAAUUUGUUAGAACCCGGGAUGGCAGUCUUGUAAAAUAGAUACUGUGAUUUGCACUGGGGUAGCACCCUCCAAGUUUGUAAUUUCUGUUUGGCUGCUCUAAUAUUGUUUUGUAGCGAGCAUUAUCUCAAUAAAUCUCCUGGAGAUAUUUAUUUA
This is a messenger RNA of Daucus carota subsp. sativus, 2461 nucleotides long. Its product is annotated as V-type proton ATPase catalytic subunit A. Gene Ontology annotation, molecular function: ATP binding; proton-transporting ATPase activity, rotational mechanism; ATP hydrolysis activity. The coding region runs from base 218 to 2089 and encodes 623 amino acids. The transcript is spliced from 20 exons. The record is from RefSeq and is a predicted model, not a curated record. Gene Ontology annotation, biological process: ATP metabolic process; proton transmembrane transport. NCBI's taxonomy places the organism in Eukaryota, Viridiplantae, Streptophyta, Magnoliopsida, Apiales, Apiaceae. Gene Ontology annotation, cellular component: proton-transporting V-type ATPase, V1 domain; plant-type vacuole.